Molecule: messenger RNA, 1013 nt
Organism: Paramecium primaurelia
Lineage: Eukaryota; Ciliophora; Oligohymenophorea; Peniculida; Parameciidae
Source: the annotation of a GenBank genome assembly
AUGAAUAAAAUGACAAUUCAUGAAAUGAAACAAAUUUUAGAAUAAAAAAUUGAUUUUAAUUGUUAAGCUACUUAAAUUGCCAUGAAUAAAUUAGGUUUAAGUUAAAAGACAUUUUAAAAGAUUAGUUAUUUGGAAUAUAUGACUUAAAAUAAUAGCUAGUAAGAUUAUUUUUCAUAUUUACAUUCGAUUGUAAUGAACAUUAAAAAAUUGCAGUAAGAAAUAGCUAAAAUGAAUUUAAAAGAUAAAUCUAUUGAUUGUACAGAACCAGAAAAUAUAGAUGAGAUUAUAGCAUUAUUGGAUUAACGAAUGUAAAAGAAAAUAACUAGCAACAGUUAACCUCGUAUAAUAUCAUACAGAGAGAAAACUUUAGAGAGAGAUGAGAAGAAAUCAAGAAUUAUAAAAAUGAAUCAUUAAUAGAUAAAAUCAAUAACAGAGAGAACAAUUUAAUAGCAACAAUCGCCACCUAAAGAUCAAAAUACUUUCAUUUCUCAAAAUACAGAAAGAAUCAUACACAAGAGUAAAGUUGUGCAUUAUGGAUAGAGUUGACAAUUUCCAAUAAUUAAAGUGUUGCUGAUUUGUAUUCUAAACAAUAAGCUUCAAUUGAAGCAAGUACUAUGGAAUAAUUAAAUGAAUCAUUACGUAAAUAAAUACCUGACAAAAAUCAAAUAAUAAUGACAGGAAUUCGUUAAAGAUUGAAGGAUAGCAAUUGUAGCAAAUAAGCUAUUGAUGAGUUUAUGAAUAGAAUUGCUAAAUUAAGAAGUGUAUCAUAAUAAUCAAUAGAAAGUAAUAGGAAGAUCUCAACCUAAGCAAUCAAAUUUGUAAAAAAGAAGAAUUCUAAUGUCAUAACAACAAAAUUAGGAAUGAUGUUGAAAAAAGAAAAACUAAUUCUUCCUGAGGAACCUAUAAAAGUUCAUCAAUUAAAAAUAGGAAGUAUUAUGGGUGUAAUCUCGAGAAUUAAGAAUCAAAAAUCAAAAUCUAAAAUAUAUUAACAGCUCAAUAAUGAGAUCUAAUGA